This is a messenger RNA of Lingula anatina, 1232 nucleotides long. RefSeq lists its product as uncharacterized. Gene Ontology annotation, cellular component: plasma membrane; endoplasmic reticulum membrane; late endosome membrane. Gene Ontology annotation, biological process: endoplasmic reticulum to Golgi vesicle-mediated transport; endosomal transport. The record is from RefSeq and is a predicted model, not a curated record. Lineage: Eukaryota; Metazoa; Brachiopoda; Lingulata; Lingulida; Lingulidae.
CCGAAACUCGUACGUGACGCAAAAGACGAAGACGCAUUUGCCAAUGCUGGGCUUUUUAAAAGACUUGGGACAGGUAACAUGGACCCAGUAGAACCCGAAUUACUGGCUCACCUCCGAAAGAGAUGGAUCUUCGCACCUUCCGAUCUUCCUUAUAACUUAGUCAGACCCAGCGUGGAGUCAUGGGCUCAGAUUGGCCAGUCACAAUUGGUGGACAAAAUUCUGAAACAACGCCGAAACGGUUUCUAUGUAGAAUCGGGCGCCUUUGACGGAGAGGACCAUUCCAAUUCUCUCUUCUUCGAGAAAUCACGAGACUGGAAGGGUCUUUUGAUAGAACCUGAUCCUUGGACCUUUGAAGCACUUAUUCAGAAAAACAGGAAGGCGUACGUUGUCAACACCUGCAUUGCAAUAGGAAAAAGCCCCGAAAGAACCGAAUUUACCUUCGCUAGCGAACUCGGCGGAAUCGCCAAAAAAUCCGCGGCCGUGCCAAAAGCCGAGGCAGGGUCUGUCCGAGGCACCGGCCGCAUACAGUGCUUCCCCAUUCUCUCCCUCCUAGCCGCUGUCGGCCAGACCCACGUAGACUAUUUCUCCUUAGACGUGGAAGGCGCCGAGAUAGAAAUCCUCAAGUCAUUCCCCUGGUCGCAGGUGACAGUGGACGUGUGGACGAUAGAGUACGCGGUUCACGGCGGGGGUGCCGGGACCCCGGAACGCGAGAAGGAAAUCAGAGAGAUUUUUAAGAAAACGGACUUGUACAAGGAAGGGACCAUUCUAGGCGGACAGGAUAUUGUGUUUGUAAGGAAAGACGUGCCUCAGUAGUAUGGGUGAUAUUGAUUGAGGGGGAUGGGGGGGGGGGGGGGCGAGGAUGUGGCAAGACCCGUAGGCUACCGUCCGUGUCUUUCAAAACGGCUGUCAACAACACAUGGAAUAUGUGAGACUUGAAGUUUGGCUGGGAUUACUGAGGAAAUGUGGAAUUAUGAAAGUGGAAGUCCGCUGUAGAAAAUACGAUUUGAUUUUCAAUGCCUCUCCGGAGAUUCGGUUUGUGAACACAUUUGAAACUAGAAAAGCACUCAGAGAGCGCAGACCUCCGCCAAGGCAGCAAAGUCUCCAUCGAAUGCCGUUUCAACCCUAAAUUUUCGAUAUAUUGAUUCUUGAUUGAUUCUUGAUCCGGAUCACCACCAAAACGUAAUCAUCUGUUCCUUGGCCCACUUCUGACAGUUCCUGAAAAUUUCAUCAAA